UUGGCUCAUUAAAUCGUUUAUUUACAUGAAAAUUAUUAUUAUUCAGGUUAAUAGAUAUAUGAUAAUUUGUGGUUGUAAAUAACUAUUUCUUUAAUUAGUUAUAAAGUGCACAUCAUCAGCCACGUAUGUCGGGAUUUACGGUAACGGGGGGCGGGACUAAAUUUCAACCAGGAAGUUUACAACGCCGCUCCAUGUUUACACACGUUUGCCUUUUCACGUGGAUAUUACGUUUACUGGUGAUAUGUCCUCAAAGAAAAAUAAAUCAAAAUCUAAAAAAGCCAGUGAAGGAGAUAAUUCACUGGUGUUAAAGCAGGAGACGAGUGACCCAUCAAACCUGCAGACAUCUCGUCAAGACGAAGGGAGCUGCAAAAGUUCCAGCUGCAACUCAUUCACUGUAAUCGAUUUCAUUGAAAAAGCUGAUGACAAAACACCCAAAAGCUGCAGAUUAACUUUGGCCCAAAUGGGCCUCAAUUCCAUGAAGUCCGCCGGUGUUUGCAUUGGGAGGCCAGUCCUGAUGACGAGUACUGCUGGACUACAGGAGGUGUGCCUGGGAUGGCCUGUUGCAUCUUUUCCAGGCGGAAAGGUUGGUCUUCAGAAAUGUGCCCAGAGCAACCUCAGAGUUAAAUCAGGUGAUGCUGUGAUGCUACACCCGAUAGCAGGCCCCGUUCUUCAGGCUGAAGAGGUCGUUCUCUGUAAAAGGUCAAACGAUGAGAUGCUAGACACACCCGAAUUCAAGAACUUCUUUCUGAGGUCUCUUGUUGGAAACAUCAUUCUGCCAGGAAACAUCAUCUCACUGAGUUAUUUUGGCCGGUCGUGCAGCCUCCGAGUUGACACCGUGAGAGGGGAGGAUGGCGUUACCCUCCAGAGACAAGCUCCUCCAUCAGGAUCAGGCCCUGACACGGAGGAGUUCUCUGUGAUGAACUCGGUCUUGGACUCCACAUCGGCUGACCUUUCCCUGCAGCUUAGCAUGCUCUCUGUGGAUGACAGCAGCCAAGAAGCACCAGGCACACCUGGAGAGCCUGCUCCCGCAGUCAGCACCCCGCGGCGACCAGCACCUCUCCUUUCUCUCGCCUCGCCUGCUGAUCCCAACACUCCUUCCUCCAACUUCCAGGAUCCGUCAACCGCUGGAUCUACAGAGAUUGCUGUCAGUCUGGAGAGCUCAGUUAGCUCAGAGCAGGCAGAGAGGGAGUCAUCAGCACCCCCUGCUGGUUAUUUAAAUAGUGACACCUUCUACUGUCUCUCGUGCUCUACCAAAGUCAGUUUUAGAAGCAGAGCGAGCCAAAUAGAUCCAAAUGCAGAAGAUCAGAGGUCAAAGGUCACCUAUAGCAUGAUUGGUGGACUUAGCAGCCAGUUGGAUGUCAUCAGAGAAGCCAUUGAGCUUCCUCUGAAACACCCUGAGCUGUUUUCCAACUACGGGAUCCCACCUCCAAGAGGAGUUCUUUUGUAUGGUCCCCCGGGCACAGGAAAGACUAUGAUUGGACGAGCCAUAGCCAAUGAGGUCGGAGCUCACAUGGUGGUGAUCAACGGCCCAGAAAUCAUGAGCAAAUUUUAUGGUGAAACAGAAUCGAGGCUGAGACAAAUAUUCACCGAGGCAUCUCAGAGGCAGCCUGCGAUAAUCUUUAUUGAUGAGCUGGAUGCCUUGUGCCCAAAGCGAGAGGGGGCUCAGAAUGAGGUGGAGAAACGAGUUGUUGCUUCUCUUCUGACUCUGAUGGAUGGGAUCGGUUCGGAGGGUCACUCGGGUCAGCUGCUGAUCCUGGGGGCCACAAACAGGCCCCAAGCUUUGGACCCGGCCCUGCGCAGGCCAGGACGCUUUGACAAGGAGCUGGAGGUGGGAGUUCCUGGUAGUGUGGAGCGGGCGGAUAUUUUGCAAAAGCAGCUGAGUUUGGUACCGUGCAGCGCCACCACCGAGGAGCUGACGCAGCUGGCAGACGCCGCUCAUGGAUAUGUUGGAGCAGAUCUGGCAGCUGUUUGCAAAGAAGCAGGUCUGCAUGCACUAAAGCGAGCACUAGCAGGUUCCCAAGUGGCAUCAGACCAGCAGCUGAAGGGAACCGUGACGGUCACUCUGCAGGACCUCCAGUGGGCCAUGUCUGUGGUGAAGCCAAGUGCCAUGAGGGAGGUUGCUGUUGAUGUUCCUAAGGUCCGCUGGUCAGAUGUUGGCGGGAUGGCAGAGGUAAAGCUAAAACUGAAGCAGGCCGUUGAGUGGCCGCUGAGGCACCCUGAGGCCUUCACCCGCAUGGGCAUCCAGCCACCUAAAGGAGUCCUGCUCUAUGGGCCCCCAGGCUGCUCCAAAACCAUGAUCGCAAAGGCUCUGGCCAAUGAAAGUGGGCUUAAUUUUCUUGCUAUUAAGGGACCAGAAUUACUGAGCAAAUAUGUUGGUGAGUCUGAAAGAGCUGUCAGAGAGGUGUUUAGGAAAGCAAGGGCGGUCGCUCCCUCCAUCGUCUUCUUUGAUGAGAUUGAUGCUCUGGCCAGCGAAAGAGGAAGCUCCUCAGGUUCCAGUGGUGUAGGAGACCGGGUCCUGGCUCAGCUCCUGACAGAGAUGGACGGCAUUGAGCAGCUCCAAGAUGUAACUGUGCUGGCUGCCACCAACAGGCCCGACAUGAUAGAUAAGGCUCUGAUGCGUCCAGGUCGCCUCGACCGGAUCGUUUACGUGCCUCUCCCAGAUGCUCCCACUCGGCUGGAGAUAUUUUCUAUCCAGUUCCGUAACAUGCCAGUGGCAGAAAAUGUGUCCCUUGAUGAUCUGGUAAAUCGGACCAACAAGUAUUCUGGAGCAGAGAUAACAGCAGUAUGCAGAGAGGCUGCCCUCCAAGCCCUCCAAGAGGACAUCAAAGCUCAGCACAUCGAGGCCAGACACUUUGAAAGUGCCCUGAGCGCAGUGAAGCCACGAAUCCCUGACUCUCUCCUCCAGUCGUAUAUCAGCUAUCAGCAGCAGCACAGCGGCCUGUGCUUCUUCUGAUCACAUUGCCCUGCAGUCUUUUUCCACAGAGGUUUUCAGCUAAAAAAAAAAUGUAGAUAUUUGCAGCUGAGCUUACAGAUCAUGUUAUUCAUAUUUGUGCUACAAGCAACACUGAAAGUACCUGAACAAGACACUUAAAAAUUAUUCAGUGAACAAUGCUGUUUAAUAAGAAAAACAAGUAAAAAAUAAAAAAAAUAAAAAAUUGAGAAU
Melanotaenia boesemani (Boeseman's rainbowfish) is the source of this 3163-nucleotide messenger RNA. It is a transcript of the gene afg2a, whose product is annotated as spermatogenesis associated 5. Gene Ontology annotation, cellular component: cytoplasm. Gene Ontology annotation, molecular function: ATP binding; ATP hydrolysis activity. NCBI's taxonomy places the organism in Eukaryota, Metazoa, Chordata, Actinopteri, Atheriniformes, Melanotaeniidae. The transcript has 17 exons. The coding region runs from base 242 to 2953 and encodes 903 amino acids. The record is from RefSeq and is a predicted model, not a curated record.